ACUGCUAUCCUUUACUCCUAUCUCUUUAUUUCUCUAUUUCCUCUUAGUAAAAGACCUCAUCAACCGUGUUGUGCUGAUCUCUUUAUCCUCUUCCACCCUCACGCGCAUCCUAAUCGCUCUCUCGCUUAAGAACACACAAAUUAUGACUCUGGGUUAAGAGACUACAUUUUCACAACUUUGUUUGAGGUCAUCUAUGCUCCUGAGCAGGAUGGCCGCCGAACUGAAAGACCCUCUCGACUGGACUGUCGAAGAGGUCGUCAAGUUUCUUUGUGACCCAAAUCACACGCCCUGGUCUCAGUCCUUAUCUGCCACCCCACGUCCUAACCCUCUCACUUUUGCGGUCACCCUGCGGGAGAACCAGAUAACAGGCGAGGUCCUUCUCCAUGAUGUGACUAAUGGAACCCUUCGUGAUGACCUGGGGCUGAAGUUGCUUGGCCAUCGGAGCGGUGUCCUGAUGGCUGUCCGGUAUCUUCAGCGACGCUCCAAAAAAUACAUGGAUAGCCUGAUUGCAAAGUCCCGCCUGGAGGAUGACCCCUCGGCUUACCCUACAGCUCAUUUGCCUGGCAAUCCCAUCCCCUCAACCCACCCUGGCACAGGAACCAUUCACUUUGGAGCAAUGCAGUAUUCCCUGCCACAGAACCCUGUUUCUCUCUCUAAUCCAGAGACGCGGCCCUAUUCUGUAAGCAAUGUUUGUACGGAUGCUGUUUCUAGGCCCCUUCCUCGACAGAAAAGUGUUUCAUUUGAAGAUCCAAAGACACAAGAGGACGAACCCAACUCGAGUAGCGAGGCUGUUACCCCCACCAUCCAUUUCCAGGGCCCUUCCCCCAAGUCUCAAGUCGAAGGUCCUGUAGAAAUUCUUGCCCAGCGCCCCAAGUUUCGUACCCAGGAACAACAAGUGCUGGACGAAUCGGGAAAAAAGCGUCGAAGACUAGACCUUAGCUCCCUAGAGUCUCUGAAGCCACCUAGCGAUAUGCUUGUCCUUGGUGCUGCUGACAAUAAAAACUGGUAUCUGGGACCGAAUAAGCUGAGUGCCUCCCAGCUGUUCUACCCAGUCAACCCCAAUAAGGAAGAGGAGCACUCAUUUGCCAUGGUCGGCGCUAGAGUUCCGGAUGGUCAACGCAAGUUCGUGAACACAUCUCUGAAAUACUUCUACAACCAUGCACCUGUCCUUCUCAAUGACGAUCAGGUGGCUGUAGUCCCCUACAAACGUUCCAAUGUGGCCCCAAAUGAGACGAGAUACUUUACCCUGUUUAGCGAUAAGCAAGGGAAAGUUGCGGUCAGCCAGGAAGACACCCAGAGAUGGCCACAGCUACGGGACCAGCCUUUACAUGGCAAAGAAUUUGAAGUUGUCGACCUGGAGCCUUCGGAUCCACUUUGGGCCAUUCUUGAACGUUAUCCGCAUACCGAAAGUGAGGCCAAGUCCUAUCCGCCUUAUGGCGACUCAGGGUCCGAAGUAGACUAUGACGAUGAAACAUGGCAAGAAUACCAAACCGAGCAACGGCAGACGCCGCAGUCCCAAAAGCUUCUGACAUCCGACCAAAUCACGUCCACCAUUGCGGAGUAUAUCAAGCAAAUGGAAGAAAAGUGGCGCCUUCGCCAACUGCCAAAGGAAGAAUCCACAGCUUGGAGGCUCUGGACACAGUCAAGAGCUAACAAUACAAAGGGUGUUCAUAUCAAGGACAUCAACAACGACAUUGCCUUUUUGCGAAAGCGUCUGAUGAAGUAUGACAAGGCCCUUCAUGGAAACCAAUACACGAAUAUCGCCGAGCUACGAUUUUCAUGCCAAAGUAUGGAUCAAACGAUCUUUGACAUCCAGUCGCAGAAAUGGCGUCUUUCUCUUUUAGAAAACUCCAUCUGUCCCCCCAAACCUGUUGUUCCCCCUAAAGCGAAAUCUGUGAAGCGACCCAGGCGGGUGCAACCGGACGAAGAGUCGCUAGAUUCAGAUUCUGACAAUGGCCGGGGUGAAUUCGAUGAUUUUAUCGACGAUACUGCUCUCGAGGAAUCUUCUUGGCCCGACUCUAUGGAAACCGCCCAUCAUGCCGGGGGCCAGGACGUCGAGAUGACCCAGGACCAAGAUAUUAUCAUGUCAACAACCAGCGAGGGCGGUCCCAAUACUGCUCCUUCUUCUGCUAUGAACAAUAGGCAGAAUCCAGUCGCACAAACGGCUUUCCUGGAUGCCCCGUCCCCUGAUGGAGAUGCUUUGAUGCCUGACGCAGACCAGACAGUAACCCGGCCAGUUGUUGAUCUAACCGCGGACUCCCCGGCUCAAUACUCUGUGGAUCUUUCAGUCCACACCCCCCCAACAAAUGAGAUGCAGGAUGUGAACAUGUCUCAGGCGCCUGACCUCGAAAAUCAGGCUACUGUCGGAGAUCCCAUGUCAGGUGAAGAGGCCCAGAAGAUUCUCCCUGAUGAUCCUUUGACAAGCAUUAUGCGCAUUCCCUGGGAGUCUUUGGAGCAGCGCCAAGAUCGACAGAGACUCCUCAUGAAGCUCAUCAGCACUUUACCCGAUGAUAAUCGUACCAGACUUAUCGAGGUGAUUCCGUCUUACGAAACCAGCAAACUGAAGGCCUUGGUGACCAGAGCCCUAGUGAACAUGAUGUCUCAAAACACACAAGACGAGGAGAUUGGAGAACCCAAUUUCCAAGUAAUACUUCGGACAGCGUAUCUGUAUAUUUCAUGGGUUAAUUGCACUCGUCUAUCCGAAAGUGAAAUCCCCAAAAAUUACUUGCGGAAUGCUCUCAAUGACGCUCUCGACAAUCUUGCUCCCGGUGCUCCUACCAAUGCUCCCAGCCAAGACCAGGGAUUUGAGGCCUUUUCCAACGAGCUCUUCAGGAGCCUGGAAAACUACCAAAAGUGGGUUGAUGAGAGGGAAGCUCAGCGCGUCCUGAAGGAAGAAGAUGAUUUCGCCCCCGAGCAUUUGAACACGGAGGGCUUGAAAGGCACUUCGCGUAAAGGGCGGAAGCAAAAGGUCGAACAAAGGAAGGAAGUCAAGAACGAUCAGCUGCUUGCACAACUUCGAAUGGUCGAGCAGAAUCGUAAACGGGAACUGUUGCUCAAAAGAAUGGAGGGCAGUGGGAAUUCUGGUCAUGAUCCUGCUCAACAGGCCGUUACCUUCGGAGAUCCAAUAAUCUAUCUGCAUCCUUCUCUCGGACAAUGGAUCAAACCACAUCAACUUCAGGGCAUCCAAUUCAUGUGGCGAGAGCUGAUACAAGACACGAAACAGCAAGGUUGUCUGCUCGCACACACAAUGGGCCUCGGCAAAACUAUGCAAGUCAUUUCGUUACUCAUUACGAUCGCUCUUGCAGCUUCAUCGGAUUCAGAGGAAAUUCGCGAGCAGGUCCCAGAGAGCCUACGGAAGUCAAAAACACUUAUCUUGUGUCCCCCUUCCCUGAUCGAAAACUGGUACGAGGAAUUUAUCAAGUGGACUCCUCCAGAGCUCCAUGGAAUUCUGGGCCCGAUUCGCAAAAUCAAGACGAUAGACAAGAAGGACACUCGCAUCCAAGAGAUUUUCGACUGGGCCGAUGAGGGGGGCGUCUUGAUCAUGGGCUACGAGAUGUUUCGGACCUGGGCAAACCAUCCGGAUAAAGAUGUGAGCGCCUCUCUGCUUGAUGACCCCAAAAUCAUCGUCGCCGACGAAGCACACAAGAUUAAGAACCCUGCAUCUUCACUCUCUGUGGCUGUGAGUAAGCUUCUUUCCAAAAGCCGCAUCGCUCUGACCGGGUCGCCACUGGCGAACAACCUCAUGGAUUAUUACCGGAUGGUUGACUGGAUUGCGCCGGGGUAUCUGGGAACUGCCCGGGAGUUCCGAGCCGGAUACGUUGAGCCCAUCGAAGAAGGCCUCUAUAUGGACAGCACGGCACAAGAGAAGAGGUUGAGUCUCCGAAAGCUCCAGGUCAUCAAAACCAUUCUUGGCCCGAAAAUCAGUCGUGCAGAUAUCUCUGUUCUCCAAGGCAGCCUUCCACCAAAAGUCGAAUUUGUGAUAACAGUACCCUUGACAGAAAUACAGAAGGAAGCAUAUAACAACUACCUCACUUCUGUGAAUGAGAAUCAAGAUGCAUCUGCUACGACCAUUUGGGCAUGGCUUGCAAACUUAUCCCUAUGCUGCAAUCAUCCAUCCUGUCUGUGGGACAAGUUACUUCGGAUCGCAAGGGAGCAGGGAAACAUCUCGGAGGGUGAAGAUAGCUCGGAUUCUUCCGAAGAACCCAAACAGCGGGAACGUGUUUGGCCAUUAUUGAUGGAAAUGCAACGGAAGAUUUUUGGCGAUCUAUCCGAUACCAAAGCCCCUGAACUGUCGAACAGGGUCGAAAUUCUGAAGCAGAUCAUUGCCGAGACUAUCCGUGUCGGUGACAAGAUGCUGAUCUUUUCACACAGCAUCCCAACCUUGGAUUUUCUCGAAUGUCUCCUCAAAGCUUCAGGCUGGGCAUAUUGUCGUCUGGACGGGAAGACACCGCCCCAUGCCCGACAACUUGCUACCAAGGGGUUCAACGAGGCCCAAUCUGAGCAGCGCAUUUUUCUGAUUUCGACACGGGCAGGAGGUCUCGGACUGAACAUCCCUGGUGCGAAUAGGGUAGUAAUUUUUGACUUUGGUUUCAACCCUACAUGGGAGGAACAGGCUGUAGGACGAGCCUAUCGUCUAGGGCAGAAGCGGCCUGUGUUUGUCUACCGUUUUCUUGCCGGAGGGACGUUUGAAACGAAGGUUCAUAACAAAGCCAUUUUCAAAACUCAACUGGCUUAUCGCGUGGUGGACCAAAAAAAUCCAGAGCGUCAUGCCAUGAAAACCAACCGUGAAUAUCUCGCAUAUGUCACCGAUGUCGAACAGCAUGAUUUGUCAGAAUACAUGGGCAAAGAUCCGGAAGUUCUUGAUAAAAUCCUCAGCGGUCCUCUGAAAGACAAGAUUCGGAAGAUCGAACUUACCGAGACUUUCAAGCAGGAAGACAACGACAUGCUCACCGAGGAGGAGACCCAAGCCGUGCAAAGGGAAGUCGACGAUGAGCUCAAACGGCGCAAUCCUGUUCCUUUUGGGUCUGUUGACAAGCAGAAUUCGACAACUACGGCGACUGUUCCUCCCACAUCUAUGGCUCCCACAUCUAUUCCUCGC
Penicilliopsis zonata CBS 506.65 is the source of this 5098-nucleotide messenger RNA. RefSeq lists its product as hypothetical. Gene Ontology annotation, molecular function: ATP-dependent chromatin remodeler activity; ATP hydrolysis activity; ATP binding. The annotation marks the transcript as partial. Gene Ontology annotation, cellular component: nucleus. The record is from RefSeq and is a predicted model, not a curated record. NCBI's taxonomy places the organism in Eukaryota, Fungi, Ascomycota, Eurotiomycetes, Eurotiales, Aspergillaceae. The transcript has 2 exons.